Messenger RNA from Electrophorus electricus (electric eel), 1483 nucleotides. RefSeq names its product tetraspanin 34a (gene tspan34a). Gene Ontology annotation, cellular component: plasma membrane. The record is from RefSeq and is a predicted model, not a curated record. Lineage: Eukaryota; Metazoa; Chordata; Actinopteri; Gymnotiformes; Gymnotidae.
ACCACCACACAGACUUUCUCAUACACAAAGUUUCAUAUACAUCUCAGACUGCGUAAGGGCGCUCAUCUGUGGACAGGACUAACCCCCCCCAAAAAAACAAACCAAAAACCCAAAACAAAACAAAAGGCUGCCAAGAUGUGCUGCUCGGGAUUCCUGAAAAUCAUUAUGUUCGUCUUCAAUGGCGUGAUCUUCUUGGCAGGGGCUGUAGUCUUGGCCGUGGGGAUCUGGGUGUCGGUGGACAGCAGCUCUCUGCUGGGCGUGUUAUCUCACAUUCCCGACGCUCCUCCUGAGUUAGCGCAGCUGGCUAACGUGGGCUACCUGCUGAUCGCGGUCGGCACCGUCCUCGCCCUCAUGGGCUUCCUGGGCUGCUGUGGAGCAGUCACCGAGAACAAGUGCAUGCUCCUCAUGUUCUUCAUCAUUGUGCUCAUCAUCUUCAUUGCUGAGGUGGCUGGGGCCAUCGUCAUCCUCGUGUUUCAACCCUUGGUAAAGGAACUGUUGGUGAAAGUGAAUGAGAAAUUUGUUGUAACCAUCCAGAAAAACUAUGGAAAAGAUGCUGGAUUCACAACCGUGAUGAAUGAAACUAUGACUCAGCUGAAAUGCUGUGGAUUUAACAACUACACCGACUUCACUGGAUCUCCUUUUGUAACAGAUACCAACAAUUACCCAGAGUCCUGCUGCUUUAAAAGUCUCACAAUUUGCAAUCUGAAUGCAGCAGAGGCAUCAGCAGAGGUGGGCUGUUUUAACGCUCUGGUGACACUCAUAGAAGACAAUGCUUCCAUACUGGGGGGUGUGGCCCUUGGCAUUGCUGCCCUGGAGAUUGCCGCGAUGGUCGUCUCCAUGGUCCUGUAUAACAAUGUGGGCAAAUAACAUCAAGCACAUUGUCCCUAAAUGCCUAGUACUUCACCCACCACUAGUAACUGAAAUGUAUUUUAUCUGAUCAUUCCUAAUAGGAUAACAACUUCUGUGACCUAGUAGGAAUUACUUAUCCCAAUCUCAUUUACAGUGCAGUAAUAGAGGCACAAAAUUCGUUUUCCUCGUCUUCCUCACCAGUGUGAGCCACACUCACUCCAUUCCUCUCUCGUCCCAAAUUCACCCCAGAAACAUGCACUUCAUGUGGUGUCUAGCUGCUGUUUUCAAACAGUAGCAAAACAGUAUAACAGCAAAACACAUUCAGUCAUUACUGUCCCAUCAGUCUUCCAGUAUGUUAAAGAAACUGGAUAUCUGGAAAACGAUAACUGUAGUUUUCCUCUGGAAGUUCAAAUAAAUUGGCCACCCCUUGAUAUUUAGUGUUUAGUAGGUCAACAAAUCUGCAGAUGCUUUAGACAUGAACUGCAUGAAUUAAAGUUCUUUCUGUGCAGCUUCAGUGUUGAAGAACUAGAGAGUGGAGAUAAGGGGCUAUGUGCAGUACUUGCAGAGCAAGUCCAAUUCAUUUCUUUUUAUUUGCAUGUAAACGUCUUCUAAAUAUUUUUGCAUUGUUUUGUGU